AUACAACACCUCAAGAAUUUGAAGAAAUGAUGAAAAUAAAUUAUUUGGGAUGUGUCUACUGUACAAAAGCCAGUAUUGACUAUAUGUUGAAACAACGUUAUGGUCGAAUUGUUUUUGUAUCAUCACUUGCUGGGCAAGUUGGUUUAUUUGGUUAUACAAGUUACUGUUCAACAAAAUUUGCAUUAAAAGGCUUGGCUGAAGCAUUACAAAUGGAACUAGUUAAAUAUAAUAUUUAUAUAACAAUAGCUUAUCCGGCUGAUACUGAUACACCUGGUACAAUGGAAGAACUGAAUAAUAAAUUACGACCAGCAGAAACGCAAGCAAUAGAACAAACGGCAGGCUUGUAUACAUCAGAUGAAGUAGCUGAAAAAAUUAUUAAAUCAACGACGAAUGGUUCAUUUUCAUGUUCGUUUGGUGUUAUGGGAUAUAUAUCAACAUGUGUAACAUCAGGUGUAGGACCAAUAACAAGAAUAUUCGACGCUUUGCUUCAAACAUUAUUUAUUGGCAUAGCUAAACUAAUUGGUAUGAUAUUAUUGAAGUACUUUUAUACAGAUGUUAGAAAACGUCAUCGUCCAACAAAUUAA
Messenger RNA from Rotaria sp. Silwood1, 584 nucleotides. NCBI's taxonomy places the organism in Eukaryota, Metazoa, Rotifera, Eurotatoria, Philodinida, Philodinidae. The record is from the annotation of a GenBank genome assembly.